Messenger RNA from Malaya genurostris, 5290 nucleotides. RefSeq names its product aryl hydrocarbon receptor nuclear translocator homolog (gene tgo). Lineage: Eukaryota; Metazoa; Arthropoda; Insecta; Diptera; Culicidae. Bases 1499 to 3637 code for a protein of 712 amino acids. Gene Ontology annotation, biological process: regulation of transcription by RNA polymerase II. The transcript has 13 exons. Gene Ontology annotation, molecular function: DNA-binding transcription factor activity, RNA polymerase II-specific; RNA polymerase II cis-regulatory region sequence-specific DNA binding; protein dimerization activity. Gene Ontology annotation, cellular component: nucleus; aryl hydrocarbon receptor complex; transcription regulator complex. The record is from RefSeq and is a predicted model, not a curated record.
UGGCUUUUCAGUGAGUUUGAAGCUUUCGUCGUGAACGGACGUUUUCCUCCUUGAGAGCGUAGGUGCAGUCUUGCGAGAGUGAGCGGACGUUGUUAGGUGUUGUUAGGAAACUCUCGCUGCCCGUAGUGUCGGUUGUCGGGAAAUUCGUCAAUCCUGAUCCACAUAUCCACGCGUGUGUGAGGGGUGGUGACGAAAAAAAAACUGUUUUAUUUUUUGUUUUUCGAAACGUGCGAUUGAUAGUUUUUAAUUCGCGUAUCGGUGUGCUGGAAGUGUUUGUUUUUUUUUGUUGUUGCGUUAGUUCUGCGUUGUUGUUUGUGACCCAUUCACCACUUGACGUAGGUGGAAGAGCCAGUGUAUGCAAAUAAUAUGCCUCGAAUCGGGCAUCUACAAACAAACAUCGAUACGUACUGCCAUUUCAGUUCAGGUCGGCUCGGUCCGGUCCAGAAAGAAAACCGAUGAAAACUGAAUCGGAGAAAUAAGGCUCGGGAAAAAUAAAGGCACCAGAGCGAGAGUGAUAUGUUGUGGACGUGUGGAAGCGACUGCAAGGAAAAUACGAAAGCAGAGAUUAUAAUAAUGAUGGAAAAAUUAAAAUAAAAUGCAAUUAUGAUAAUAACAGAAAACGCAAACGAAGCAAAAUAAAGCGAAUAAACUGAACGACGGUCUGGCGGUUUGAAGUGUGAGCGAAGAAGAACAGCUUAAAAUUCUAUUAGAAGAGUGCAGUGCGGUUUUUGAUGAGGGCUGCAAGUGGGGCAUCCAUCCGCAAUUCGGGCCGGUGAGUGUGAUCAACCACCGGAGGUUCUAAGCACGCUACCAAGUCGCAGACGUCUCUAAUGUCUGGUGGGCCUAGCGGCGAGAAAGGUUUGCAAGAAAGAAAAAAAUAAGUAUUUUUACGAUCAUUUGUGCGUCAAGGGGGCUAUGUGUUAUCUGGAAUAUAGAUUUCACAAGUGAAUUCGAAGCAACGAAAAAAAAAAGCAUCGGAGAAAUAUAAGUAUAUUGCUCAAAUCAAAAUAGUUAUCAUAAAAUUAAAUAUUAAUAAAGAGAAGAGUAGAACAAGUGACCAUAAAACUGAAACCUAUCGGAGUGAGUGUGGGAGAGUGCAGAAUUCAGUGCAGAUGAAAAUUGUGUGAGGCUAUGAUUUCAUGGGUAUAAUUUUUGAUAAUAAAUUUUUAUUGCGAAGUAUUGUAUUGUUAUCAAGUCCGGAUCGUUAAGCUUAUGACUGCUGCGUGUUGUGAACGAAAAAAGUAAAUAAAUACACCGAGAGUAAACGAGCGCCAGCGUGGAAAAAAAGGCAUAAAGCAAAUGAAGAGCUGAGCCGAUUAAUUAUCGGUCAAAUCAGAUUAGCGUGUACCGGCGGCUAACCUGUGUUCGCUUCGGGAGCGUAGAGCUCUCGAUCGGGUACGCCGGUGCGGAUUCAGUCGCCGCGAAAAUUUCCGCCCUACUCGACACCCGCACGGUUCCACAAAAAUUCUGCAAACUGGAACCAUAUGACGUAAGCACGAUGUACGCGUAUGCGCAGGGUGGGUCGCAAGGUCCGCCCCAUUACGCUACACCGAGCAACGCGUACCUGCAGGCGACACACCAUCCUGGCUACCACCAUCACCCGGGAUACCAUGCGGGUCCUUCGACGCCUCCGUCGACGAUCACCUCGUACAACAAUGUACCGGGUCCGUCGUCCCUGCUCGGUCACCACCACUAUGCCUCGCCGCAUCAUAUGCCGCCGCCACCCCCGCCAAUGCCGUCGGCAACGCAUACCUCGGCAUCAGCGGCGGCGGCCGCGGCAGCAGCAGCAGCAGCCGCCGCAGCAGCGGCCGCGGUCGGCGUCAAUCCGAUGCAGACCGAUCCGCAGCUGACGGAUCUGAAUGCACAGUUGGGGAUACCCAAACGAAGAAGAUCUGAUGAGGAGAGUGCUAGUGGUAACAAAUACAACAGAAUGGAAGAGGACAACGUUCAAGACAAGGAACGCUUCGCCAGUAGAGAAAACCACUGCGAGAUCGAGCGGCGAAGGCGAAACAAAAUGACCGCCUACAUCACGGAACUGUCGGACAUGGUCCCAACCUGUAGUGCCCUGGCCCGGAAGCCGGACAAGCUGACGAUCCUGCGGAUGGCGGUGGCGCACAUGAAGGCGUUAAGAGGAACCGGAAAUACCAAUACUGAUGGAUCCUAUAAACCUUCGUUUCUUACCGAUCAGGAACUGAAACACCUGAUCCUGGAAGCCGCGGAUGGAUUUCUGUUUGUGGCUGGCUGUGAUACGGGCCGUGUUAUCUAUGUGUCCGACUCGGUGACACCGGUGCUGAACUACACCCAAAACGAGUGGUACAGUGGGAGCUUUUUCGAUCAUAUUCAUCCGGACGACAUCGAAAAGGUGCGGGAGCAGCUCUCGACGCAAGAGCCGGCCAAUAGCGGCCGAAUAUUGGAUCUCAAAACGGGCACCGUCAAGAAGGAAGGUCAUCAAUCAGCAUCAAUGAGAUUAUGUAUGGGAUCGAGAAGAGGUUUCAUCUGUCGGAUGCGAAUCGGUCCUGUGUCACCGGAGGCCAUGGCCUUGGGACACCUUAAUAGGCUACGAAGGAAAAAUUCGCUGGGACCGUCACCCGAUGGACACAACUAUGCCGUGAUGCACUGUACGGGCUACAUCAAGAAUUGGCCACCGACGGAUAUGUUUCCAGGUGUAACGAUCGACCGAGGCCAAGACGACGAUCUGCACAACACCCACUGCUGUUUGGUUGCAAUUGCGCGGCUACAGAUUACCUCUUCGACCACGGCGAACGACCUGAACGCGAACAACCCGAACGAGUUUAUCACGCGGCACGCGAUGUGCGGGAAGUUCACCUUCGUAGACCAACGUGUGAUCGGAGUGCUCGGAUAUCAACCGGUGGAUCUUCUCAACAAGAGCUGCUACGAUUUCUUCCAUCCGGAUGACAUCGCGCACAUGAAGGAGAAUUUUGAGCAAGUGCUAAAGCAGAAAGGCCAGAUGUUCUCGGUGAUGUACCGGUUCCGGGCGAAAAACAAAGAAUGGGUGUGGAUGCGAACGCAAGCGUAUGCCUUUCUGAACCCGUACACGGAUGAUAUCGAGUAUGUCGUGUGUACCAACAGUUCAGCUAAAUCCCUGCACUCCAGUCACGACACCGUGGGCCCCGCAGAUCCGGUCGAAGCUCCCGUUUCCUAUCAGGCUCCCGGUUUGGACUACUCGAUGCCAAGUAGACGCGAAACGACCCCCUCUAGUAGUAUAUACAAUCCUCACAACUUGAUUUCACACUUGCCAUCACAACCGCCAUCAGCGUCAGCCGCGGCCGCCGUUGUAGCUAAUGCCUCAAUCCAGCGGCCCGACAGUGCGCAUAACCCGGUGCAAUAUAGCUAUAAUCCAACACCUUCUCCUAUUCAAUAUGGUUCCCCUGGUACUCCAGGUGCUUCCGGUUCACUGGGGCACAUUUCUAGAACAAACAACACCUCGCCAACGCCUGCUGCGACUGCCUGGUCGCUACGACAGCCUCAACCCGUUACCGAAGGUUACCAGUAUAGUGAGCUCAGCCCGAAUCGGUCCCCAACCGGGCCGACGUACACCCAGCUUAGCGCGACUGGGUCCCGCCAGACAUCGACGUACACGCCGUCCUCCGCACAACCAGGCUCCGUUUCCGUAUGAUACGAACCUGCGGGAACAGUGAUGUAGGACGAUGUGAGUUUUGCAAUCCGUGUCAACCGAGAAUCCCUGUGACGGCACCACCCGUCUGCACAUUACGCAACGCUCAAGAAAAUGAAAUUUGGGAAUGUGAUGUUGUUACGCCUAUGCUGAUGGCGAUUGUGGUGAUAGUGAUCAUCAGCAUGUUCUUCUUCUAUCGUGUGUGACAAUAAAUUUGAUUGUGGGUUCCCCCUUGUGGUUCCUUAACUAACAAGUGCUGUUCAUCAUUUAUUGUGGGUUCCUGUUUCCCUCUUUACUUUGAACCCUGAACCCUUUUCCAACAAAUAAGUCUUGGAAAAACAUUCAUUGUGAUACAAGAUCUUCGCUUUUAACACUUUAGUCAUUACAUAUCAGAUAUUUGCCAAUUAGGCAGUGUGUGUUGUUCGCUGUUGAUUAUUCUGUUGAUUUCGUAUUCCUUAGUUUAUCGAUUUAUCCGAUAACUCAUGUAGGCUUUUCGUUUUUCAUUAGUUACCCUACUUUACCUAGCGGCUGGAGUGUCAUUUACUGUAUCAAACAUACGUAUCUGACUAACUGGGUCCAUGCCUGCAGGUCAUUCGAAGCAUGGAUACUUCGUAGAUCUCUCUCCACUUGAAUCCAACCGAAACAGAUUCAAGGACCAUCUUCACUGAGUUGUUGUCCGUAAUAUCAAUGACUUGCCAAGCCAGGUGGUUCUUCAACCAGCUGUUGCAAUUCAGGAUUCAUACUUCGUCUCCACAAUCCAUUUUGAAUUGGUAGUUUACAUCAAUGACGCUAACAAGGGUGUGACGAUCAAAAAUUGAUCGGUCAAACUUUUCAUUGAAAAAUAAAAUUUCAAUGUUUCAAACUCAAGGUUUCUUUUAGCGAAUUAAACUUAGAAACAGAUUCCUUAGCAACUUCCCUCGUGUCAGAACGCCAGUCUGAGAUAAACUGCAUCUCGCAGACAACUGUUUUCCUCGUUUUCCUGAGGCGCAGCUUGGUCCAAUAUUUCAUACCACUCAAUUGGAUUUUUCCGUAAUUGUAAGAAGUAAAAUGACAGACCGAAAGAAUUUUCGAUAAAUUAUAUCAAAAGUUCUGUCUACAAUUGACAGUUUUUCUAUUUUUACUUCCUCUUCAAAUAGUACAGCGUAAUCCUAUAUUUUCUGAAAGUUUCUUCACCUCAGACCGGAAGAUGAUUGCUCCGAUCAUCAUGUUACGUCAAAGCAUUGUAAUUAAAUACUACCGAUAGUACCGGUAGUGCCACGGAAUCAAGAAAAUGAGGAUUCUUCCGAAAAUUUUCAUGUCGGCAGUUCUGAUUUUCCUCGAGUUUUCCGUUUAUUCAAUAAUAUCAAUAUAUAUCAGCAAUUGAAGUAAACUCGGACGGGAAGACCAUCGAUUUAAAAGCUAUUACUACUACUUUUCUAGUGUGAACUACGAUUAAACAUGGAAAAUCUUCAGAAAUGUGUAAAAUUACGUUAGGUUUUUACGGACGAACGUGUUUUAAACAGAAACCAGUGUAAUGUUUACGUCCGAGCACUAGCAUUUUUAGCGAUUGAGUAGCAUUUAUUUUGUAUACUUUACUUGUUAUUUCCGGCCAUUUGAAAAAUGGUUUUGAACCAUCCUAAAAAAACUAGUUUUCGCACAAUGAAUUGAGAUCGACAU